Paraglomus brasilianum is the source of this 1053-nucleotide messenger RNA. The record is from the annotation of a GenBank genome assembly. Lineage: Eukaryota; Fungi; Glomeromycota; Glomeromycetes; Paraglomerales; Paraglomeraceae.
AUGUUCCUUAAUUAUUUAUUAGAACAUAAAUGCCAGGUAAUUUGUUGCGGUGACGAUGCACAACCUCCGCCAUUCUUCGGAGAAAUGCCACAUAAUUGGUUAAAAGAGCAUGCUGAUUAUUACGAAGAAGUUUUAACUGAUUAUCGUGCGAAAUGUCCUAAGUUGCGUGAACUUAAAAAAGCUAUGCGUCGCAAAAAUAAUCGAAUACAAUCAAAAUUAUUUCGAGCAAUUCUCUCAACUAUAGAAAAAUGGGAACGUCUCGACUCCCUCAGAUCGCUAAGAGAUGGACGUAAACAAAACUGCCUCGUCCCAAUUUGUUCAUCCGAGAAACAAGAACUAGUAAAAAAUGAUAUAGUAUAUUUACCGUUGAAUACGUUUCCUGAAAAAGAUAUAUUAAGCGAAGAAAAAAUACUUGAUUGGGAUUUGGGAUAUGCUAUGACUGUGCAUACUAGUCAAGGGAUGACGCUUGAAGCUCCACAACGAGUUUGGGUUAUCGAUGAACAUUUGGCGCCCCCAUUACCUCCUGAGAUUGAAGAUGCAAAAAAUAAAAAAGUAAUUGAGCGAUCCUUAAGACCAUUUAUUUCUGGAAAACUCGUAGGAUAUAUGAAUCAAGAUAGGAAAAAAGAUCGUGAAUUUAAUCUAUCUAUUGACUAUAUUCUCAAGUUAAAAGAUUCGCAGGAAAAUAAAUGUAAAUUAUGUCAUAAUGAAUUGUUAUGGGACUGGGACGAAGCUGGAAAUUCAGACCAAUGGACAGUAGAUAGAAUUAAUAACGAAUUGGGACAUAUAGAAGGAAAUGUACAACUUACUUGUUUAGAAUGUAUGGAAAAAAUUCUUAAACAAGUUAACAAUUUAGUAAUGGAUUUUUAUAUAAAAGUAAAGGCUAGUACCGGUGAUAAUGAAAAGCAGGUCAGAGAAAUAUUUGUCAACGGAUUAUCCCUUGAAAAUUAUUUGGAAGCCGAAAAAUGUGAAUCGGGCAUUUCAUUACAGCAACUGGUAGCAAAACUAUGGGUACUAGAGUCAGAACGCAAAGCUAAGUAUAUCAAAUUAUUUUAG